Messenger RNA from Tupaia belangeri chinensis (Chinese tree shrew), 1918 nucleotides. It is a transcript of the gene GPR160, whose product is annotated as G protein-coupled receptor 160. Gene Ontology annotation, cellular component: plasma membrane; signaling receptor complex. The transcript has 7 exons. The record is from RefSeq and is a predicted model, not a curated record. Bases 710 to 1726 code for a protein of 338 amino acids. NCBI's taxonomy places the organism in Eukaryota, Metazoa, Chordata, Mammalia, Scandentia, Tupaiidae.
UCCUGGAGCGCCACCUGGGGCCGGGCGGGCAGGUACCCGGCCAGUGACCUCGCCCCGGGUCUCCAGGCGCACUCUCCAGCCGUCGCGCCUCGGGGGAGAUGGUUGUCAACAGCGUCCAACAGGCGGUGUUCUCGAAGGAGGCGCACACUACUCUCCACUGCUUCUGGACACACAGGUGGCCUCGGGAGGUGGCUGCAGGGCUGCAUUCCAGAGUCGACCAAACACACCUGGUCUUGGGAGGAGCGCUGAGGAGGAGGAAACGCGCCUGCUUCUGCCACGCUUGUGCAAGCCAUUUGGACUGAAGUUGAAGUCACGGUUGGAGAUUUACUUAGACCACCCAGUUCUGGGAACGGCUUCAAGCAGAGACGGGUGGGGGGCCCAAGACAGAGGAGGCCAUGAGCCUACUCACGUGGCAUUCCGGGGGAGCAAAGUGAGAUGCAGGAAACCAGAAGUCAUCACUGAAGGCAAGAAGGCAGCGAAACCGAGCUGCGUAGGAAGAGCAGCAGGGAAGCCCGCUGACAGCAGAGGGAGAGAGUGAAAGAGAGAGAGAGAGGAAGCAAACUGCCAGGUCCAGGACUGGAGCCAGCCGACCAUGUGAGGCCAGCGCCCUCAACCGCUACACCACCUGCCGGCCCCAAGGGAAAAAAGCAAGUGAAGAAUGUUUGAUCACGUGUAUCUCAGCGGGUCUUCUUGAAAUUUAACUAAAACUAUGACUGCUCUUGCUUCAGAGAACUGCUCUUUUCGGUACCAGUUACAUCAAAAAACCCAGCCCCUAGAUGUUAACUGUCUGCUGUUCUUGAUUGUACUUGGGAAAAUAUUCCUAAAUAUCCUCACACUAGGACUGAGAAGAAAAAACACCUACCACAGUUUUAUGGAGUAUUUUUGCAUUUCUCUGGCCUUUGUCGACCUUUUACUCCUGGUGAACGUUUCCAUCAUAUCCUACCUGCGGGAUUUCGUACUUCUAGGCGUGAGGUUUACACAAUACCACAUCUGCCUGUUUACUCAAAUUACUUCCUUUACUUACGGUUUUCUGCAUUACCCAGUUUUCCUGGUAGCAUGUAUAGAUUACUGCCUGAAUUUUUCUACAAUCACCAAGCUUUCAUUUAAGGGUCGAAAGUUAUUUUAUUUCUUCGUAGUCCUCUUCCUGUGGGUUUCCGUUCUUGCUUAUACUUUGGGAGACCCAAGUACCUUCCAAAGCCUGACGGCGCAGAGCCCUGGCUCUCAUCAGUGCACGCUCCACGCCAGCACGCAGAGUUACUGGCUGUCGCUCUCCAUGGUGGCCAUUCUGGUGGUGGCUUUUGUAACCUGCUGGUCCGAAGUCGUCACCUUGGUACAGGCUAUGAGGAUAACUUCCUAUAUGAACGAGACUAUCCUGUAUUUCCCUUUCUCAUCCCACUCCAGUUACACCGUAAGUUCUAGAAGAAUACUCUUGUCCAAGCUCCUGGUCUGUUUCCUUGGCACCUGGCUGCCAUUCGUACCGCUUCAAGUCGUGAUUCUUUUACUUCAGGUACAGAUUCCAGCAUAUAUUGAGAUGAACGUUCCCUGGCUGUAUUUUGUCAACAGUUUUCUCCUUGCUACAGGUUACUGGUUUAACUGCCACAAGCUUCAUUUAAGAGAAAUGGCAUUCCCUGUGGAUCCGUUCGUCAACUGGAAAUGCUGCUUUGUCCCACUUACACUCCAUCACCUUGAGCAAACUGAAAAGCCUAUAUCGAUAAUAAUUUGUUAAUAUGUUGCCAUGUUAAAACUAAUGAAAACUUACAACCAUAAUAGGAAUAAAUUUUAUGACUGGGAAAGAAUGGUGACUCAGGACCUAUUCUAAACAGUGAACUGGGUUGGUCCUAUGGCUCAAAGGUUAAGGGAGACAGAUCCCGCCUGGCUAACGAUGGUUCAAAUCCUGGCUCUGGCCACUUGAAGAGCA